Xenopus laevis (African clawed frog) is the source of this 3023-nucleotide messenger RNA. Its product is annotated as mucin-17-like. The record is from RefSeq and is a predicted model, not a curated record. The transcript is spliced from 11 exons. The coding region runs from base 1 to 2094 and encodes 697 amino acids. NCBI's taxonomy places the organism in Eukaryota, Metazoa, Chordata, Amphibia, Anura, Pipidae.
AUGACCGAAACCACUCGCACAACUGACACCACCACAAGUGGCACCACUGAGACAUCUGUCACUGAAACCACUGGCACAACUGAGACCCCCACAAGGGGCACCACUGAGACUACCAUCACCGAAACCACUGGCACAACUGACACCCCCACAAGUGGCACCACUGAGACAUCUGUCACUGAAACCACUGGCACAACUGAGACCCCCACAAGUGGCAACACUGAGACUACUAUCACCAAAACCACUGGCACAACUGACACCCCCACAAGUGGCACCACUGAGACUACCAUCACCGAAACCACUGGCCCAACUGACACCCCCACAAGUGGCACCACUGAGACUACCAUCACCCUAAUCACUGGCACAACUGACACCCCCACAAGUGGCACCACUGUGACUACCAUCACCAAAAUCACUGGCACAACUGACACCCCCACAAGUGGCACCACUGAGAAUACCAUCACCCUAAUAACUGGCACAACUGACACCCCCACAAGUGGCACCACUGUGACUACCAUCACCGAAACCACUGGCACAACUGACACCCCCACAAGUGGCACCACUGUGACUACCAUCACCAAAAUCACUGGCACAACUGACACCCCCAUAAGUGGCACCACUGAGACUACCAUCACCCUAAUCACUGGCACAACUGACACCCCCACAAGUGGCACCACUGUGACUACCAUCACCGAAACCACUGGCACAACUGACACCCCCACAAGUGGCACCACUGAGACUCCUGUCACCGAAACCACUGGCACAACUGACACCCCCACAAGUGGCACCACUGAGACUCCUGUCACCGAAACCACUGGCACAACUGACACCCCCACAAGUGGCACCACUGAGACUCCUGUCACUGAAACCACUAGCACAACUGAGACUCCCACAAGUGGAACCACUGAGACUACCAUUACUGAGACCACUGGCACAACUGACACCCCACACAGCACAGCGGUGACUACCACAACUGCCUCUACUGCCACUGAAACUACCAUUAAAUCAAGCACUGUGACAACAGCCGUUCAACAGACUUCAAAGAAAGAAUGUCAGAACAGCGGGAAAUUUGAUGGAAACAAAUGCGUGUGUCAAAAACUGUUCUUUGGGUCUCUUUGUGAGUUCAUCCAAGAUAGAGUUGAAAUGCGUAACGUUGUCAAUACCACAGCAAAAAUGAAUGUUACAAUAACCAACAAGAACUUGUCAGAAAUCAAACCUAUAAACAGUACUGAAUACGAAGCAUUUGAAGAUAAAUUUAAAGAGAAGAUAAAGGAAGCCUGUGGGCACAUUAAGGAAUACAAAGAUGUUAAAAUAACUCAAGUGAAGGCAGGUAGUAUCAUUGUGGACUAUGAUCUGAUUCUGGAAAUCACUUAUUGGGAAAAUAUCAACGUGGAGGCCCAGAAUGAAAACUUAACUCAAAACAUCAAUGAAGCAAUGAAAAAAAUAAAUAAUUACAAUUCUAACUGCUCCGAUAAAGAAAACAUGUGUUUCAGUGGUUCCACCAUGAUACAAAGGGCAAUUAUCCUGAGCAAAGAGGAAUUAUGCAGAAACGAAAUUUCCCCCGGCUUUAGUAAAUUCUACACUGCAAAAAUCAUUGAUGACAAAGUGGUCUGUUUGUCUGAUUGUGACCUUAAUUCUGACCGAUAUUAUGACUGCAACUUCGGAACCUGCCAAAUUCAAAAUGAGACCGGCCCACAUUGCCUUUGUCCAAACACAGAUACUUACUUAUACGCCUCAGAGAAGUGCGACGGGCAGAUGUUAAAAUCAGCUGUAUACGGCAGUGUUGGAGCAGCAAUUGCGGUGCUGGGCGUUAUCAUUGCGUCUGUGGGAUUUCUACUCUACAGAUCCAAAAAAAACAACAAAUUGAAACCAUUUGCCAAGGAUCAGGAGGAUAAAUGGUAUGAGGAGGAUAACGAUAAUGAGUGGAGUAGUCAGAGCGGAUUCAGCACCAUAAACCGGGGAGCGGCCAAUGGAGAGGCGGACAACACCAAUGGCAGCUAUCCCUCCUCUAAUAACGGAAGCUUCCGGGCUGCACUGCAAAAUGUGGACACGACAGUCCGGGUUAAGAUAAGGCGACCGAUAAUCACCAAUAUGUGAUCUACAGCUGAGAACAAAGAUAUGGAGGCUCCAGAGCACAGCAGCUCUAACAUAGACCCUUGGAGAAACUGUACAAGUGGUUACAGUGGAAUGACUGAACCCCAUCUGAAGCUGGUCUCCGUGGGUUUUUUUUGUACUCUAGUGCCUACUUCAUAAUGUUUGAUACAAAGUUCCUUUAGAAAGGCUGCAGAAAUUUAUAUAAUGUAUAGAUACAAAAAGAUAAUUUAUAAAAUGUUAUUGUUUUUGAUUUUAUGUUACUCAUUUGAUGAUGCUGAUGGUCCAUUAAAACAAACAAAAAUGGAAUAAUCGACAAACCAAUGAUUUGCCCAAGGGUGAUUGAAAUAAAAUAAUGCGCUUAUUACGAAUGUAAGGUGAGUGGAUUUAAAAGAUCAGGGACUGGGGUGGUCAGACCUUGAGAGAUGGACCAUUGGAGCUACAGAUAUAGCCAGAGUUAUCACAAAGUUAUAUUUAAUGUUAUCAGUGAUUGGUACCACCAGGCAGGACCAGGACUCCAGAGUCCACACUGGCAUUCCUGCUUUUACUCUACAUAUCAUAUAUAUGCACUGGGAUCCUUUGGAUGGGUUAAACUUCAUCCACCAAUGCCAGCAGAAAAUUAAGUAAGUAAAAACCCAAAAUAAUGAUCAACGAGUACGAGAAAUGACCUAGGUAGGUUCUACUAAUAGCUUUAGUUAUUGAUGCAACACUGAUCUCUGUUGAGAUGGAAUGACUCUUUUAGAGGAAGAUUCAUCCAAGGAGGUCCCAUAUGAAAUCAGGUCAGAAUGUCUCUAAGUUAGGGGGCCCCAACCUUUUUUUACCUGUGAGCCUCAUGAAAAUUUAAAAAGAGCUGGUUGAGCAGCACAGACCUGAAACUGGGUGCCAAAUGGGGGCUUAUUUGGUAGCCCCUAUGUAGACUGGCAGCCAACAAUAGA